AACGGACAUCCAUGAGCACAACGGAACAUGUAACUUGUUCGUUUACGAAUAAUUGGGCAAGUGCCCUGUAGAGCAGAAGAUGACAAAAUAGCCUCACCUGAGCUACACGAAGAGCUCCCACAGUUUUCGUCAGAAGACUUACAAGUGUCCAAGAUUAUUCCAUUUGCGGACGAGGAACUCAACAAUGAGGAGCAGGAUUCCAACAUGUUUAUUUGUGUAUCUGAUGUCAUUUCACAGGCUUAUACAUAUCUCGAAGCCUAUGUGGAAAAAAAGUUCUUCAAACUGAAGCUUAGGGACAAACGGCGCCCCGCCACAUCUGGAUUUGUACACAAGCUAGUCCAGCUACCAGGAACCGAGCGAAUUCAGAAGAUUUUAAAUGUGGAUGGGUACGAAGGGACAGUCAGGAGUAGGAGAUGUAAGGAAGCUUUGGUUCGGGAUGUAGUCGCACUGCUUGUAUCCAACAAACUGCACAUAUCUUUACCAGAAGCAAGACGAAGAUGCUGUCAAACUGAACAUUCAUCGUUACACACCGCACUUAAAAAAAGUGAAGAAUUAAGAGCACACCGCUUAAUCAGCAGUACCGAGUCGUAAAUGGCAUGCUGUGUGUAAAUAAUAGAUGACUGAUGAGUUGACAAUGUGUAUUUUAUAUCAUUGUUAUCAUUGUAUCAUGGCUAUAUGCCUUGUACAUAUAGCCUACACCUAUAAUGUAUUUUCCAUUCCACCUCCAUACCAUUCAUUGCUUCACUUACACAUGUAUAGAAUCUUAGAAUGUACAAGAGAGUUAAUACACUAAUAAACUUGCCUAGGGUACUGCAGCAUAUGUAAUGAAACACAACUUUUAUCCGUACAUCUCAGUAAAGCGUUCUUCAGUUUA
This is a messenger RNA of Liolophura sinensis, 874 nucleotides long. RefSeq lists its product as uncharacterized. NCBI's taxonomy places the organism in Eukaryota, Metazoa, Mollusca, Polyplacophora, Chitonida, Chitonidae. Bases 205 to 591 code for a protein of 128 amino acids. The transcript has 6 exons. The record is from RefSeq and is a predicted model, not a curated record.